Messenger RNA from Capra hircus (goat), 3448 nucleotides. It is a transcript of the gene ANO2, whose product is annotated as anoctamin 2. The coding region runs from base 1 to 2826 and encodes 941 amino acids. Gene Ontology annotation, molecular function: protein dimerization activity; chloride channel activity. The record is from RefSeq and is a predicted model, not a curated record. Lineage: Eukaryota; Metazoa; Chordata; Mammalia; Artiodactyla; Bovidae. Gene Ontology annotation, biological process: chloride transmembrane transport. The transcript is spliced from 25 exons. Gene Ontology annotation, cellular component: plasma membrane.
AUGGAUCCAGAGCACCUACCGGUCAUCAACAACUACUUGGAGGCCAGCGAGCCGGUGUCCUCGGAGGCCCGCGUGAGCCGCAUGCACUUCCAUGACAACCACAGGAAGGUGGACUACGUGCUCGCCUACCACUACCGGAAACGCGGGGCGCACCCCGGCCACGGCUCCCCGGGCCACUCUCUGGCUAUCGUCUCCAAUGGCGAGACGGGCAAGGAUCCCCAGGCGGGGGCUCCCGGCGACAUCGAGCUGGGGCCGCUUGAUGCCCUGGAGGAGGAGAGGAAAGAGCAGCGAGAGGAGUUUGAGCACAACCUGAUGGAGGCUGGGCUGGAGCUGGAGAAGGACUUGGAGAGCAAAAGCCAGGGCUCUGUCUUCGUCCGGAUCCACGCCCCGUGGCAGGUGCUGGCCCGGGAGGCGGAAUUCCUGAAGAUCAAAGUUCCCACCAAGAAAAUGUAUGAGAUCAAGUCACAAGGCAGCAUCGCAAAGACGUUCAACAAGAUUCUGCACAAGCUGAGUGAGCCCCUGAAGCCUCGAGUGCCCGAGCACAGUAACAGCAGGAUGAAGAACCUCUCGUACCCGUUCUCCAGGGAGAAAAUGUACCUGUACGACAUCCGGGACAAGGACACCUUCUUUGAUAAUGCCACCCGUAGUCGCAUUGUGCAUGAGAUCCUGAAGCGCACAACCUGCUCUCGAGCCAACAACACGAUGGGUAUUAACUCUCUGAUAGCAAACAAUAUCUAUGAGGCUGCCUACCCAUUGCAUGAUGGUGAAUAUGACCGUCCCGGGGAGGAUAUGAAUGACAGAAAGCUGCUGUAUCAAGAAUGGGCACGCUACGGGGUGUUUUAUAAGUUUCAACCCAUUGACCUCAUCAGAAAGUAUUUUGGAGAAAAGAUCGGACUGUAUUUUGCCUGGCUGGGAUUAUAUACAUCCUUCCUCAUCCCGUCGUCUGUCAUUGGGAUCAUCGUGUUUCUUUACGGAUGUGCAACCAUCGAAGAAGAUAUUCCCAGCAAGGAGAUGUGUGACCGGCAGAACGCCUUCACCAUGUGUCCCCUGUGCGACACGUCCUGUGACUACUGGAACCUCAGCUCGGCCUGCGGGACAGCGCGGGCCAGCCACCUGUUUGACAACCCUGCCACCGUCGUCUUCUCCAUCUUCAUGGCUCUGUGGGCUACCAUGUUUCUUGAAAACUGGAAGCGAUUACAGAUGCGACUGGGCUACUUCUGGGACCUGACUGGCAUCGAAGAGGAAGAAGAACGUGCUCAGGAGCAUUCCCGGCCUGAGUAUGAAACGAAAGUUCGCGAGAAAAUGCUGAAGGAGAGCAACAAGUCUGUGGUCCAGAAACUGGGAACCAGUGGGACUGAGGCUGAGGAUGAGGAUGAUGAAGAUAAGCUGACCUGGAAAGAUCGUUUCCCAGGUUACCUGAUGAACUUCGCCUCCAUCUUGUUCAUGAUCGCCUUGACCUUCUCCAUCGUCUUUGGGGUCAUCGUCUAUCGAAUCACUACUGCAGCUGCUCUUUCUCUCAACAAGGCCACACGCUCCAACGUCCGGGUGACGGUGACAGCCACGGCGGUCAUCAUCAACCUGGUGGUCAUCCUCAUUCUGGACGAGAUCUACGGCGCCGUGGCCAAGUGGCUCACCAAAAUCGAGGUUCCAAAAACAGAGCAGACAUUUGAAGAGCGCCUGAUCCUCAAGGCUUUCUUACUGAAGUUUGUCAAUGCCUACUCACCCAUCUUCUAUGUGGCCUUUUUCAAGGGAAGGUUUGUCGGUAGACCCGGAAGCUAUGUUUAUGUGUUUGACGGUUACCGCAUGGAAGAGUGCGCCCCUGGGGGCUGUCUCAUGGAGCUGUGCAUCCAACUCAGCAUCAUCAUGUUGGGAAAGCAGCUGAUCCAGAACAACAUCUUUGAGAUCGGAGUCCCGAAGCUAAAGAAGCUAUUUCGGAAGCUGAAAGAUGAGACAGAGCCUGAAGAAGCUGACUCUGCCCAUUCAAAGCAUCCAGAGCAGUGGGACCUAGACUACAGCUUGGAACCAUACACUGGACUAACACCAGAGUAUAUGGAAAUGAUCAUCCAGUUUGGCUUUGUAACCCUCUUCGUGGCCUCCUUUCCUCUGGCACCUGUGUUCGCCCUCCUCAACAACGUCAUUGAAGUGCGCCUGGAUGCGAAGAAGUUCGUUACAGAGCUGAGACGGCCUGAUGCUGUGAGGACCAAGGAUAUCGGGAUCUGGUUUGAUAUCCUCUCUGGCAUCGGCAAAUUCUCUGUUAUCAUCAACGCUUUUGUCAUCGCCAUCACCUCUGACUUCAUCCCGCGCCUGGUGUACCAGUACUCCUACAGUCACAAUGGCACUCUGCACGGCUUUGUCAACCACACCCUCUCCUUUUUCAACGUCAGCCAGCUGAAGGAGGGAACGCAGCCCGAGAACUCCCAGUUUGAGCAGGAGGUGCAGUUCUGCAGGUUUAAGGAUUACCGGGAGCCGCCGUGGGCCCCAAACCCGUACGAGUUUUCCAAGCAGUACUGGGCCGUUCUGUCUGCACGUCUGGCUUUUGUCAUAAUCUUCCAGAACCUGGUGAUGUUCCUGAGUGUCCUCGUGGACUGGAUGAUCCCUGACAUCCCCACGGACAUCAGCGACCAGAUCAAGAGGGAGAAGAGCCUGUUUGUGGACUUCUUCCUGAAAGAGGAGCACGAGAAACUCAAGCUGACGGAGGAGCCGGCCCAGAGGAGCCAGAGCAGCGGCCACCGCAGCAGGAGGGGCCCAGCAGCCAGCCCGGCGCCCUCGGGCCGGAGCCAGCCGGGCAGCAGUGCGUCCUCAGGGUCCCAGCACACCAGCGUGUGAGCCGGGGCGCGGGGGCAGCAGAGACCAGCACGGGGCUGUGCACCUGCACGGCGGGGUGUCCGUCCUUCCACAGGGUCGUGAAGACAGAGAUUCGAGAAAGGAGGCGGAGGAUGUGCGCAGGAGGAAAGGGAGUGAUUCUGCUUCUCAGAAGCUUCGGCUUGGGUUUCUUUUAGGUCCUCUUUUGAGCUGUAUCCCUUGGGGGGUUGGUACCCCCUUUUGCAUCCAUCGGUGAAAGAACUGGGUCUCUCCAGCCCAGGGUCCCAGGCACCUUGAGCCUGCGCCAUGCUCUGCCCACUCCCCAGAUCCCCUCCCCGCAUUUCGGUGGCCACAGGCCGUGAGCAGCACAGUCCAGGCCCUAUUUCCACCCCAUCAUAAGUGAUCUCACCUCCCUUCACAGCAUCACCCUGAGAAAACCCUCUGCGUCACCAUCACAGCCUCAGUGGAUGCAGCUGAAGCUCCCAGGCUGAUGGCGAUGACUUCUGGACCCAACUGAGGAGCCAAGGUCUAGCCCUGGGCUUGUCUCUAGUCCAUGUCCCGGGGAUGCUUUGAGCUCAGUGCAACUAAACAUCCUUUUAUGCAGGUUCAGGUUUAAAAUAAUAAACUGAGACAUUCUUUAUAAAGA